ACUCAGCAAGAAUACACCUUCGUGCUGGAGUUCUUUAAAGCCUUGAUGCUCCUACUGGACGGAAUGAAAAGUAGCUGCACACCUGCUCCUGAGACAAGGGAGAGGAUGCUCCUGCAGGAAUGACCUGGAUAAGAGGGCUUAACUCCACAGUUUAUAAUCUUUUACUGGGAAGAGAGAUUAGUAUGGUUAGGAAGUAUACACUCUUCCUGACACAACUGUAAAAGAAUGGACAUAGUCUGUAAAGACAGUGCUGAGAAAUGGUUUUUAAAAAUGAAAAGAAGAUAAUUUGGUAGCAUCACCACAAAAUAGGUUAGAAUCUUAAAAAGAACACUUAGUGGGCACACAUACUAACACUGACACUGUGCAGUCACAGUGCUGGCACUUAGUGGCUCUGCGUCUGUCUGUCUGUCCGUCCCUCUCUUUCUCGCUCUCCUUCCCCAGCAGUCUUUCCCUUGAUAGUGACUGGUGCCAGACCUAAGGCAAGGUAUUCGCCACUCCCCCAGGGCUCCUUAGAGGCCUGAACAAAGAAGCUAGAAUUCUGUCUACUGAUGGAAGGUUGCCUAGACAACUGAGGCCCACCCCCAGCACCCAGCAACCAAAAGCAGGCAAGAACUGGGCGGAAAAUGGAUGAGCUUCUAGAAGAAGAUCCCUCUGAAUCCUUGGAAUAUGAAAGCACAGCCGCAGCCCCAAAUGCUGGUCCAACUAACAACCUUGAAGAAGACAACCAGAAGAACCAGUCCAAAAGUGAUGCAGACGACCACACAGCCCAUAGAGUAACUGACCAAAGUAUCAAAACAGUAUCUGGCCAGCCUAAAGACAUCAUACCUGCUCAAGCUAACCACAAAAAUUCUGAAGACACUGGGUAUACAGAACAUGAACAAUUUAGCCAAAAAUCACCUGAACCAACUGAUGACAAGACAUCGAUCCAAGCUACUGAUACAGCAUAUGGUAUAACUUAUGGAACUGAACAGGUGGGCCACAUGUUGGCCAGUCAAGCUGUCAGAAGAACUUAUGAGCAGGUGAACUACAGAUCCUCCAACCAGCCUGACAGAAGAGCAUCUGAGCAGGUAGAGCACAGGGCCCCCAGUCAAGCUGACAGAAGAGCUUCUGAGCCAGUGAGGUACAUGUCAUCCAGCCAAGCUGAGAGAAGAAUUUCUGAACAGGUAGCCCCCCAGUCAUCUGGUCAGGCUGAUAAAAGAGCUUCUGAGCAGGUGGACCACAGAUUGUUUAGCCAGGCCAAAGGAAGAGCUUCCCAGCAGACUGAUGACACAUUGUCUCUGCCAUCUAAUGGAGGAGCAUCUGAGGAUGAUCAACACAGAAUGCUUAACCAAGAAACUUCUGGACAGAUUGACCUCAUACUGCCCAGCAUAGUUGAGAGACUUGACAAAGCUGAGCUGAUCUUAUCUGACCAAGAAGGGGAUAGAACGGCUAUAAAAUUUCACGAAGUGCAUGACCAAGCCACUAAAGCCACUGACCAGCAAGCUAUCUACCAACCUGACAUCAAUACUGAUAAAUUUAUGAUUGAGAGAGAAGACUAUAAUGAAGAUAAGUUCAUAGAUGCACAGGCCGACCAACAAGAAAACUAUCCAUCUUAUUACAAAACACUUGAACAGCUUGAGGACAGAAUAUUUCCCCCGUUCAGCAACCAGGACAAAGAGAAUAACUAUAGAACACUGCACUGCAAAUUUGAGACUGGCCAAUUCCUAAACCGCAAAUCCACGCUUUCAACAGACAGUGAAAGUCCAACCACUAGCCAAGCUUUCUUCUCAGAUGAUACCCUAUUCACCGAUAAUUUCCAAGGAAAGGAUCAAGCCUUUUGUCAAAAACUGCCCUCCAUCUUUCUCAAAAUGGACCCUAAUAUCAUUCAUGAAAAAGCUCAAACCACAGAAAUCAAACCUUUUCAGGAUGAUUUUUCAGAAUUCAAGCAAGAAAGGACUUCUUGUACACAAAAGCAAACUCCUGAUGGGAGGUUCCCCCCUAUAAUUUAUGAAGAUCCUUAUGAAGUUUCACUCCAGUACAUGGAGGAGCACAACAUCCUGCAAAUAUUCCAGCAGAUCACUGAAAACUUAGUCUACGAAAAGCCAGAGGACCCCUUGCUUUUUAUGCUGAAGCAGGUACAGAAAAUGAUAAAAAAUAGAGACAAAAAUGAAACCUACGAAGAAUGAAUCUCUCUUUGGUAUUGUUUAUAAUCAUCAAUAACAAUACUACGCUCUGCU
Messenger RNA from Cavia porcellus (domestic guinea pig), 2216 nucleotides. RefSeq names its product testis expressed 55 (gene Tex55). The record is from RefSeq and is a predicted model, not a curated record. The transcript has 4 exons. Gene Ontology annotation, cellular component: nucleus. Bases 624 to 2165 code for a protein of 513 amino acids. NCBI's taxonomy places the organism in Eukaryota, Metazoa, Chordata, Mammalia, Rodentia, Caviidae.